Molecule: messenger RNA, 627 nt
Organism: Dictyostelium discoideum AX4
Lineage: Eukaryota; Evosea; Eumycetozoa; Dictyosteliales; Dictyosteliaceae
Gene: rsmF
Product: small GTPase
Exons: 2
Coding region: 1-627 (208 amino acids)
Biological process (GO): signal transduction
Cellular component (GO): membrane
Molecular function (GO): GTPase activity; GTP binding
Source: RefSeq, a predicted model, not a curated record
AUGAGUAAAAAAUUAAAUAUUUGUUUUUUAGGUGCAUCAGAAGUUGGAAAAUCAAGUUUAAUAAGCUCAUUCCAAAAUUCAUAUUUUGAUGAAAGUCAAACUUAUGUACCAACAAUUGAAAAUAAAUCAUCGAAAUUAUAUACCUAUAAACAAUUAUAUACAAUUAAUAAUUAUGACACAAGUGGUUCCAUAGAGUGUAAUUGUAUUAUACCACAAACCAUUAAACAAUGUGAAGCAUUUGUUAUAGUUUAUUCAUUAACCGAUAGAAAUUCAUGCGACUCGAUAACCAUGUACAUAGAAAUGAUAAAAAACUGUUUUAAAUAUUUAAAAGGUUGUGACAAUGUUCCAAUAAUAUUAGUUGGUAAUAAAGUCGAUGGCGAUAAUAAUAAAAAUUUGGCUUUCACUGAAACCGAAAUUCAAGAACUUUCAAAAUAUAUUAAUUUACCAUACAUUGAAGCCAGUGCCAAAGAUAUCCGCUCUGUUCAAUCAAUUUUUAAUCUUUUAAUUGAUACAAUUAACAUUAAAGAAAAACAAUUAAAAAAACAACAAUUAAGAUAUAAAAAACAAUUAAGAAAUGAAAAUAAUAGAAAUUUCUUUCAUAAAUUCUUUGCUUUAAAAUUAAAAUAA